Messenger RNA from Apis laboriosa (Himalayan honeybee), 819 nucleotides. RefSeq lists its product as uncharacterized. Lineage: Eukaryota; Metazoa; Arthropoda; Insecta; Hymenoptera; Apidae. Gene Ontology annotation, molecular function: protein binding. The transcript has 3 exons. Bases 155 to 640 code for a protein of 161 amino acids. The record is from RefSeq and is a predicted model, not a curated record.
GACAUUGGAGGUGGCAUCAAGCUGUCCACUCUCCAAGGUAAUAUAAAGCCGUUGCGUCGACUUCACCUGGUUCAACUUACUUGGAACAUCGAACAAGUUGCUCUGUCCAACGAGAUUGGGGACGUCCGCCACAGCCACACCACUUUCUACCAUCAUGGUGGUGUGGCUAGUGUUGAUAGCAACAUCAUCUAUCCUGGCGGAGGCGGCUAUACCGGAUCCACCAAAUUCCAAAGCCUCGGCUGUCAACCCGUUGAAACUGUCAACUGCGGUGGAUUGCACCGGAGUUAUUGCUUUUUCGGCGACCCAUGCUUCUGUCGAUCAUGCCAAAGCUGUGUUCGCCGAGACACUGGUCGACAAAGGCGUGGGUUACGUACCCCAAACAGGAAUUUUCAUCACCAACUGUCCAGGCCUGUAUCAAUUCAGCUUUGCCGGAUAUGGAAGCACCGAUCUACGAUUAACUUUGAAAAAGAAACAAAACAAUUCUGACAGCUGGAGACCUGUGGUUGGCACUGGUGCAGGAGGUGGUGCUAAUUUGAUCUUGCUGGAAGUCGAUCUUGGAGAUCAGCUAGCCGUCUUCGUCGAUAGUGGAAAAAUAUCAGACGGCGUCACAUUCUCUGGAUACAGAAUUGCUAAAAUAUGAUCUAUCAAUUCGUAUAAUUGAACCACCGAGAUGACAACGAUCGCUUUUUUUUAAUAACAAAUAUCAAAAAUGAUUUAAAGUAUUUAACUCGUGCGAAUCUAAAUUGGACUUAAUUUCGAAUCGAUAAUGUGAAACUGUUUUUUUUUUUCUUUUCUUGAAAUAAUUUCUUCAGCAGUUAA